GUGACGUGUACCGGAACUCGACUGCCUGACCGCAGCAGCAGUAACGUUAGCUACUUAAGACAGGUGUUGGCGGUGUGUUGCUGGCGUUUUCUGCCGGUUUAUUAAACCUACAUAGACGUUAUUGUGUCAUAUUUACGUUAGCUUCAUUUAUAUCUUUAAACAAAUGCGAAACAAGAGCGCCAGUGUGCGUUUUGCCUAGCUAGUGUUAGCUGUCACUGUCACGCCAUCACCAUCAGGAACAUCCUGCUGAGGACAGGUCUUGCAUGAAUGUCCACUGAAGCAAUGGCCAGUCCAAAUGAUCUACAAUUCCAAGAGUUUGAGGAAGCUGCAGAGCUCCUAUCUGCAGACCCGGGGGCCUCCACACUUAGCAUGCCUGCCACAAACACCCCCACCACAGCAUCAGGAGGAGGAGAGGAUGUGAAACUGGACCUAUCGGAGGAUGAGGAGGGUCAGGAGGAGAGCUCAGAGCUCCUAGGAGGACAGAAACCAAGUGGCGGCUUCUGGACCUUUGAGUACUAUCAGUCUUUCUUCAAUGUGGACACGAUGCAGGUACUGGACAGGGUUAAGGGGUCUGUGAUGCCGUUACCUGGAAGAAACUUUGUUAAACACCACCUCCGGAGUAACCCAGAUCUAUACGGUCCGUUCUGGAUUUGUGUGACGCUGGUGUUCUCAGUAGCGAUCAGUGGGAACCUGUCCACCUUCCUCAGCGAGUUGGGAAACCCCGACUACCACUACAGACCACAGUUCCACAGAGUCACGAUAGCUGCAGUAGUGAUCUUCAUGUACGCCUGGCUGGUGCCCGUCGGUUUAUGGGGUUUCCUGACGUGGAGGCAAGGGGCUGAGAGGCAGAUUGGAGGCUAUUCCUUCCUGGAGACCGUGUGCGUCUACGGCUACUCUCUCUUCAUCUAUAUCCCCACCUCAGUGAGUACAUCCACACUCUGGAGAUUUCUGUCUGUUAGUAGCGGCUAUCAGAGUCAUAAUAAGCUGUAUUAUGGCACCAAAGCUGUCUAAAUUACCCCUGAUUACCUGAUCCGAAUACAGAAGCCCUGUGGUUGUUCAAAGCCUCCCAUCAAUG
Stegastes partitus (bicolor damselfish) is the source of this 1075-nucleotide messenger RNA. RefSeq names its product protein YIPF1-like. Gene Ontology annotation, cellular component: Golgi apparatus; membrane. Gene Ontology annotation, biological process: vesicle-mediated transport. The coding region runs from base 268 to 1011 and encodes 247 amino acids. The transcript has 7 exons. Gene Ontology annotation, molecular function: small GTPase binding. NCBI's taxonomy places the organism in Eukaryota, Metazoa, Chordata, Actinopteri, Pomacentridae. The record is from RefSeq and is a predicted model, not a curated record.